UUAUCAUCACCAUCUUCUUCAAAAAAUUUCUCUGAAACGUUAUUGUUGGUUGCUUAGUUGAACUUAUAUUCAAUUAAGAAGAGAAUUCCAUGGAGAGUAGAGAUGAGAGUUGCAGUACUAUUGAAGAGGGUGGUGCUGAUCUUCUUCAUGAGGCUCAGCUUCUUCGACAAAAAGAAGAAGAUGAUGAUCAUAAUCGUGUUAAUGCGGUGUCGUCUGCAUGGCGCCUCACUCUUGAUAGGUUUCGUAUACCACAGCAUACAGUGUCUUCUUCUCCUCAUCAACAUCACACUUCUGCUUUCUUUCACCAUCUUUGUAUCCCAAAGAAACAGAAGAAAGUUUCAGAGUAUUACAAGAAACAAGAAAGGCUUCUUGAAGGGUAUAGUGAUAUGGAGAUCAUGACUGAAAAGGGUUGUUGGCCUGAAAGCCUAACCGAGGAUGAAAUGAAGCAACUUGCAAAGAGUGAGAGGUUGGCAGUUCACAUAUCAAAUGUAACUAACUUGGUACUUUUUAUGGCAAAAGUUUAUGCUUCUAUUGAAAGCAGAUCUUUGGCAGUAAUUGCCUCAACUCUGGACUCCCUCCUAGAUCUUUUAUCAGGUUUUAUUUUGUGGUUCACUUCAAACGCCAUGAAAAAUCCAAACCAGUAUCACUACCCAAUUGGAAAGAAGAGGAUGCAACCAGUAGGCAUCAUUGUUUUUGCAUCAGUAAUGGCAACUCUUGGACUACAAAUUCUGCUAGAGUCUGCACGGGCAAUAGUUACAAAGUCUCGACCUGAAAUGGAUGGCGAGCAAGAAAAAUGGAUGAUUGGGAUAAUGGCAUCUGUGACAGUGGUCAAGUUUGUGCUAAUGAUCUACUGUCGUAGAUUCAAAAACGAAAUUGUCAGAGCCUAUGCACAAGAUCAUUUCUUUGAUGUCAUUACCAAUUCAAUUGGUUUAGUCACGGCUGUGCUAGCUGUGAAACUCUCCUGGUGGAUUGACCCAACUGGAGCCAUAAUAAUAGCAUUUUACACGAUUGGCACGUGGGCGAGGACGGUUCUGGAGAAUGUAUUUUCACUGAUAGGAAGAACUGCCCCGCCAGAUUUUCUGGCAAAAGUGACAUAUCUGAUAUGGAAUCAUCAUGAAUUGAUAAAGCACAUUGAUACAGUGAGAGCAUACACAUUUGGGUCACAUUAUUUUGUGGAGGUGGACAUAGUGUUGCCAGAGGACAUGUUACUGCACCAAGCUCAUAACAUUGGAGAGACAUUGCAGGAGAAGCUUGAACAAUUGCCUGAAGUUGAGAGAGCUUUUGUGCAUAUAGAUUUUGAGUUUACACAUCGACCUGAACACACCAAGAGCCUUCAAUUAGCUUGAUGAUUCUGUAAAUAUAUGCAAUGACAGAUACUGCAGCUUUAUUGAGCUAAUUAAUUAAAGGGUUUUGAGAUUUCC
Messenger RNA from Pistacia vera, 1421 nucleotides. Its product is annotated as metal tolerance protein 9. Gene Ontology annotation, biological process: monoatomic cation transport; transmembrane transport. Gene Ontology annotation, molecular function: monoatomic cation transmembrane transporter activity. The record is from RefSeq and is a predicted model, not a curated record. The transcript is spliced from 6 exons. Lineage: Eukaryota; Viridiplantae; Streptophyta; Magnoliopsida; Sapindales; Anacardiaceae. The coding region runs from base 90 to 1346 and encodes 418 amino acids. Gene Ontology annotation, cellular component: membrane.